Penicillium diatomitis is the source of this 540-nucleotide messenger RNA. Its product is annotated as Hsp20/alpha crystallin family protein. The record is from RefSeq and is a predicted model, not a curated record. Bases 1 to 540 code for a protein of 179 amino acids. Gene Ontology annotation, biological process: response to heat; response to hydrogen peroxide; response to salt stress. Lineage: Eukaryota; Fungi; Ascomycota; Eurotiomycetes; Eurotiales; Aspergillaceae. The transcript has a single exon.
AUGUCUCUCUUCCGAUCCAGCUUCCACCCAUCCGGCGAUUUCGCCCCUCUCUUCCGCCUCCUGGACGACUAUGAUCGCCACCGGAGCCACAGUCAAUCUGCCGUGCGUGGCUUCGCCCCCAAAUUCGAUGUCCGCGAGAGCGAGUCAGCCUUUCAUCUCGAUGGUGAACUUCCUGGUAUUGCCCAGGAAGACAUCAACAUCGAGUUCACCGACCCGCAGACCUUGGUCGUGAAGGGUCGUACCGAGCGUGAAUACCACCACUCUUCGGAGCCAUCCAAAAACCAGUCCAACAGCAGCAGCAACGAUACAGAACAGGCUGUUGAGACCGCUGACAAGGCCGCCAAGAACAAUACCAAGACUGCUUCUAAUGGCCACCGCUACUGGGCUAGUGAGCGUACUGUUGGGGAAUUCUCACGCACUUUCUCAUUCCCGAAUCGGGUGGACCAGGACCAUGUCAAGGCUAGUCUGAAGAAUGGUAUUCUGUCCAUUCUGGUGCCCAAGGCGACCGCCCCGGCUACGAAGAAGAUCACCAUCGAGUAA